GGAGUAGAGAGUAGAUAUGGUGCACUGCCGAACACAGCUGCUGACUGCUGUACCAGGCGUUGUUGCUCAGAAUGAGAAAAUUAUGACUGGAUUGUUUUCCAAUGGAAGGAAGAAAUGCAUGUAAUUGCAUCAGGGAUAUCAUGAUCCUGGUCAUGGAUGCUGCUUCUUGACAAGGAGCUAGAACACCAUGCCGCUGGGUGCGCUCUGGUUUACCGGCCUGGAGUGGAGCUCGUAGCCGUGUCUUGACUCCAAAGCUGCAUGAACAUCCAGUAGAAGCAGUCAUAACUCCGCCAGUUCUGAAAAAGAGCGUUUUGCUUAUGCAAUGGCAAAUCUGGAUACUAGUAGUCUUGGAAGCCUCGGUAGUAUCUCUACCGCCACCAGCACUGCCGUUAGUAGCAAGGAGUCGACUAUUACGCUUCCAUCUUUACCUUCUAAUGUCAGAAAGUCUACGGGCAUCAGUACCAUGUCUUUGUGGGAUGCUAAGCCGACGAGCGAUGCACCCAGUACAACGAAACUUCCUUCGUCAAGUGGCGCUGAACUAAUGCCAGUGCACGCAGAAUAUGCUGUGGGUAUUGCUGAUGAAUCGUGUUCCUCAAUAAACGACCACACAGUGGAUGGACGGAGAAAGCGGCGGAAGAAGAAGGGCGCAUAUGGAGAUCAUCGUGCAAUUCUGGACGAGGCAAGUAAAGUCAGCAAGGAGGUUGGCAAGACUGUUGAGCAGCUGCAGAAUAUUCGUGUCGACGGCUUGAAUGGUGGAGCAUAUGGAGAGAUCAAAGAUGUGACCGAUGUACUGCAACAGUUGGAGAAGACUUGCCAGGACCUGCGGGUAUCUCUGGAAUCUGAGACCAUCAUUUGGAGCAACUACCGGCAUGACAAGCUGAUGUUCCCCGUGCGCAUGACCAAUGAAGUAAAAAAGAUAUUGGGAUCACUCAGUCGGGAUAACACACAGCAAUUGAACAAAGUCAAGGCGAGAGUUGUGGACGUGGAGAGCAGGGUUAAAGAGAAGGAAGCUGAAUUGGAAAGAAUCCAGAGUGAAGUCCAGCGAAUGAAACCCGAAGUUAAAAAUGCCCAGAAAGGCCACGAGGAGAAUGUUCAGGAUCUCAAUCGGAUCAUGGGAGAGAAAGCAAGGUGCCGCAUUGUGCUGAAUGAGAAAAUGGCUGAGGAUGCUAUCAUCGUCGAGCAGACGCAGGAAUUGGAAGAACAGAUACAACGGCUGCGCGAUGAACUGGAGGUGGAAAGGUUAGCUGCCGAGAAGGAGAUUGAUGAAAUCGGACUUAAAGUGGCUGAGCGAAAGGAGCAUAUUGCCAAUAAAGAAGAUCAGUGCUUUGCACUUCGACGGGAGAUCUGUGUAACUCAAGACGAGGCUGAGUUAGUUGGAGCAGAGGUUACGCGAUUGAAGGAUGAGCUUAGCACAUUGAAAGUAGGAUGUAACCUGUGCAAGGCCAGGAAGACUGCAGCCAAAGAGGAAUACGAUGAGACUGCACGCAGUGUGCUCAAGAAGCAAGCUAAAGGGCGAGACAUAAAAGCAGCACAAGUAGAGGAAACAGCUGCUCAUGAAGAGCGCAUUCGGCAAUUGAAGUUGAGAGAAGAAGAGGCACUGGAGAACACGAGAUAUGCUCAGGAAGAGAUGGAGAAACUGAAGCCGCAAUUUGCAAGGGCGCAAAAGAUUCACCAGCGCUCUUCGAAGCGGGCAGAUGCAGAAUCAGGACGGCUAGCUUCAAUACAAACAACGGUCGAUACCUCAAGGAAUACAUUGAUGGCCGCAACUGAUGAGUGUAGCAACUGUAUCCAAGAGUUGGAGCAGCUGGCGGUGAAAGAGAAACAGAUGGAGCAAGGCUUGGAGGCUCACAAGGCAUUCGCAGCGGAGGUGAGACAGGAUGCUGAGAACAGACUGCGACAGAAAAAGGAGAGAAAGAUAAAGUUGCUGAUGGAACGUGAUGAAGUUAUGGAGAAGAAGCGAAUACAAGAAAACCAAGUGGAGACGCAAGAAGUUGAAUGUGAUGCCAAACUCGUUGCCAAGGAGACGAAAUGCGAGGAACUUGAAACAGAGGUGGUGACUACGAAAGAACGGAUAAAAUCCGGUGGAGCUGCUAUUGUCAAUUUGCGGCAGACAUAUCAGACUCUCAAGGCGCAAUUCACGGAAACCAAGGCAACCCUUGAAAGAAGGAGGGAUGAGUUGAAGGUGGAAGUUGACCAGCUGGAAGCACACGAUUCUACCAAUGCUGGCCUUCUUGCUGACUUGAAACCUGUUGUGGAUAAGUUGAAAGCGGACUUCGAGUUACUGUCCCAAGGAUGUGAUGAGAAGAAGAAACUGGUGAUGGAACUCAAGAACAAGAAGGCCGGCUUAUUGGACAAGAUUGGCCGUGUCGACCGUGAACUCGAGAAGUCUCAUCUGCCUCAGGAACGUCUCCUAAAUGAAAUACAAAUGGAAAGGUCAGCCGGAGCACACCAGCUGCGAGAUCAAGCGUUGGAAACGGAAGAUAAGGAACACCUGAAGAGCGUCCGUGAGGAGAAUGCAAGAUUUGAAGAGGCUAUCAAGACCAUGGAUGAUGAAUGUGAACGAACACGUCGCAGGAGAGAAGAGAGCCAGACAGUAAAGCAGGAACUGCAGCAAUCGCUAGCAACGUUGCAAGGCUCAUUGGCAUCUGGCUGGUCCAGAACGAAGGCUAUGGAGCAGGACUAUGCCAGUGGAGAUUGGCGUGUCCUUCAGAACAUUGACGAGUUGAUGGAAAAGCUUCAUAAGCGACACUCAAGCAUCAAACAAAUCGAAACCCAGCUGGAGUUGGAGCUAAAGCAGCUCGGUCGCGUGAAGGAAUCUGUUCACCUAUGAUGGCAGUCCACACCCAAGCCUGCUACUGCUGUUGCUGUUGUUAUGGCAAGCUGCUCACCAGACACGCAAAAAUCAUGUGACUGCCUACUCUUGUUACUUGAGAUUAGUAUAAGCCUCCUGUCGUAAGUACCUCCAGCCCAGAUCACACAGCAGCAAGACGAACUAAGUACAGCUGCUGCAGCAGCUCUCCUGUCUUUCUGAUCUUUUUCCGCUUGCAGACUUGAAAACACAAUACACCCAGCAACAAGUAAUUCUAUUUUGACACGUAAUGUUUUAUUGAAGAGAUUAUCAUCUGAGUAAAAUGAGUACACACUAGAGAAAAGACAUGCACAUAGCACAACAUGUAUUCAGAAGCAGUUAUUAUUGAGAAUGAUGACAGUGGCUAUGCUUAUCUUGUCAAGAAAAAUUAUAUCAAAACUUUUCGAUUAAAAACAAAAAGCGAAAAUCAA
Messenger RNA from Sycon ciliatum, 3279 nucleotides. RefSeq names its product myosin-9-like. Bases 323 to 2830 code for a protein of 835 amino acids. The transcript is spliced from 27 exons. The record is from RefSeq and is a predicted model, not a curated record. NCBI's taxonomy places the organism in Eukaryota, Metazoa, Porifera, Calcarea, Leucosolenida, Sycettidae.